AUGGCCACACUCAACCAGGAUACGACAACGGUUGUUCUCAACCAGCCCAACAACUCAGGAUUGCACAUCGCCUUACAUCCGCUGACACUGCUUAAUAUCUCGGACCAUUACACGCGAACUGCUAUACAGCAAGCAGACGGAGGCUCUGUUCAUGUCAUUGGAGCCUUGCUUGGCAUUCAAUCUGGACGUGAAGUGGAAAUAUUCAACUCUUAUGAACUGCUGUUUAAUCUGCAAGCGGACGGCUCUAUUCGAAUUCACGAGGAGUACUUUGUCACAAAGCAGGAGCAAUUCCGACAGGUGUUUCCAGCCUAUGAUUUCCUGGGAUGGUACGCUAUCGGACAUAAGCCAUCCAUGAUUGAUAUCGACGUGCUACAGCAGCUCAUGGUCUACAAUGAAAGUCCUCUCUUCCUGCAGAUGGACCCGAAUGAGAUCCCGACACCAGCGCGCUCUCUUCCCAUCACCGUAUAUGAAUCUAUUGUUGAUAUUGUUGACAAUCAGCCCCAGCCAAUGUUCAUUAAGGCUGUCUACAAAGUCGAAACGGGCGAAGCAGAGAGAAUCGCUGUCGAUCAUGUUGCGCACGCUGCUACUCAUCAGGAUGGCGAAAGCUCUCUUGUCGCACAUCUCUCUGGACAACAGAAUGCGAUAAAAAUGCUCGACACCCGUAUCAAACUUCUUCAUGAAUAUCUGCAGGACUCCGUCCAAGGCCAUGUUCCCAGAGAUCACGACCUGGAGCGACAAAUAUCAAGUUUAUGCAACCGUUUGCCCACUAUUUCCGGGCAGGCAUUCGAAGAGGAAUUCAUGACGGAGUACAACGAUGUCCUUUUGACCUCUUACUUGGCUACCAUCACCAAAGGCACGCAUGCUAUGAGUGAGAUGGUGGACAAAUUCAAUGUUGUUGCGAACAAUUCAUCGCAUCAAAGUCAUGGACGUCCUCGACGCGGGAUGCUAGCCUAA
Messenger RNA from Gamsiella multidivaricata, 954 nucleotides. Its product is annotated as COP9 signalosome subunit 6. Gene Ontology annotation, molecular function: metallopeptidase activity; protein binding. Gene Ontology annotation, cellular component: COP9 signalosome. The record is from RefSeq and is a predicted model, not a curated record. NCBI's taxonomy places the organism in Eukaryota, Fungi, Mortierellomycota, Mortierellomycetes, Mortierellales, Mortierellaceae. Gene Ontology annotation, biological process: protein deneddylation. Bases 1 to 954 code for a protein of 317 amino acids. The transcript is spliced from 8 exons.